This is a messenger RNA of Brassica rapa (field mustard), 4315 nucleotides long. Its product is annotated as probable WRKY transcription factor 20. Gene Ontology annotation, biological process: regulation of DNA-templated transcription. Gene Ontology annotation, molecular function: sequence-specific DNA binding; DNA-binding transcription factor activity. NCBI's taxonomy places the organism in Eukaryota, Viridiplantae, Streptophyta, Magnoliopsida, Brassicales, Brassicaceae. The record is from RefSeq and is a predicted model, not a curated record.
CACGGGUCAAAAUCUAGUUGUAGAUUAAUUGAAUUAAAAUAUAAGAAAUAUUAAAUGUACCAAAGAAAGUAAGCAAUCGCUAUGAUUUUUAGGAAGGGCCACGCAAAUUGUUCAUUUAGUUUAUUGACCCACUCAGCAGGUACUCUCAUACAUGAUGUAUAUGAUGUUAAUAUCAUUGGUUGACACAUCAUGAACCGAAAUAUUCGAAUUGCCAGUAUAAAAUCGUACAAGUUACUGUAAAAAUUACACAAUAACACAAGUAAACGGGAAAGUUAACCAAGUUAUUUUUUAAGACGAGUCAUUUAUUUCAAAUGUGUUAUUUUUUUCUAUGCUUAGUCGACCGCUUGAAUUGAAUUAAGUUAGGUUUUACUAUACCGCUCGCUUAUACUUAGUUUUUUUUUCAAUAGUUAGUUACGCAAUAGUAAUUAGCAAGAGAUGGUUAAAGACAUGUCGAGACACAUUCGCUGAGGUACCAAACUUCUAUUGUUCACACAGUAAGAGUCCAACUGAUAAAGGAUUGGGUUAAAUGUAACUAGGAUGCAUCCUACUCACCACUAACAUCGGAGGAUUUUAGAAGUUGAAUUAUUUGAGACUCAUCUGGCGUUUAGAAAUGUUAGGUUCCUAGGGACCCUCAAACUAGGCAAAACAACAUCAUUUAUGUACUGAUCAAUGCGAUGUAAGUGGCAUGGAGUAAAAGCUAUCGGUAGCUACAAUAUGAAGGAGCCUAACAAGAUUUCAUUCAUCUAGUCCAGCAUAAAGUUUGUGACUACAUAUAUAUCUUGAUGGAAAUCUUGCUUUGCUGACUCCUUGAUAUAUUCGCUAAUGGCAAUGUGUAUAUUAACUGAACCCAUAAAUGACACUUAAUAAAACCACACUAUUUCGAAAAAAUUCUUGAAUUGAAUAUCUUUUUAUUAUUACAUUGAUUUUGUUGGUAUUUUAUUAUAUACAUUUUCCUUGUUUAUGCAGCAGGACAUGAAAAAACUUCAAAUAUUUUUUGGUCUAAAAACUUCAAAUAUGAAAGUUGAAGGGGCCCACAUAUGCAUUUUGGAGCGUGCAAAUCAUGACUUCUAAGUGCUCAGUACUCAUUCCCGUGGUCGACUUGUACUUGUAUAAGUACCCCGCCUUUCAAAGUUGUAUAGUAUUUAAAAACGAAUAUUACGAUUAAAGAUAAGCAAAUUUUAUAUAUGAAUAAUGAAACGCUUUCAGGCAUCUAGAUGAAUCUAAUAUCAGGAUGUCAUCUACUAUUAAUGUUGGCUAUUGAGAGAACAAAAGUGAAUGUAGGCGCUCCUUUAUUUAUGAAAGCAAUUCUUAUUGAUAUGAUAUUUUAAAAAAUAUUAUCAUUUUUGCAAUGGUUAUGUCUUUGGUCUAGUGUUGUUAUUAUAGGUCCCGAGUUCGACUUUCGAAGGGCCAUUUUUCUUUACUUUUGUUAAUUGUGUGUGCCUUUGGAGAGAAAGAAUCAAACAUUCAAAAUAAACUUUUAUUGUGUGUGCCUUGUGGAGAGAAAAAAUCAAAACAUUCAGUUGGGCCUAAAGUGCAAAACCCAAACAAAUUACAUCUCUCUCCCAAAUAAGCUCUCUUCAUUCUCGCCAAUGCUUGUUUCUAGAGUCCAAAGACGUGCUCACCAUGACGCAUCUAUGUAUUUAUCUACUACUAUAAACUAGAUUUUUAUUUUUGAGAAAUACUAUAAACUAUAAACUAGUUUGCCAUAAGAUAUAAGCUAGUUAGCUAGAUGCUCAUAGAGUACCUAAUAACAUCAUUAUCAGCAUAAAUUCUUUAAAGAAUAUCUGAUUUUAUAAUACUACUAUAAUAAUUUAGUUUGGUUAUCAAGUUUUAAAAUUUCAAAAGGAUGAAUCAAAGACAUGUAUACUAUGAAAUUAUGAAAUUAUGAAAAUUUGAAUUUAACUCUAUGUAUCCAUCCAAAAUUCACUAACUAACAUAGGGUGAUGGAGUUUCAAAAAAAAAAAAAAAAAACAUAGGGUGAUGGAUAUUAUUAUUAAUGGAAUCGAACCUGAUGAAAUUAGCAGUAGAUAUUUGCUAUGUUCUUGUCCCCUGUCAGAAGAAAAACGUCGUCGGAAACUGACUGACAAAUCUCCUAAGAAAAUCUGAAUCCUUUUAUAGUUCCAAGUUAAACCAUUCCCUAAUCUUUAAAAUCAUUUGCUGUUCAAUAAUUUUCCAUGUCCUUUUGUUUUCUUUUGACAUUUUUGCUUUGUCUUUUUUAUACCAAUAGUCCAAUACCAUAAUAAUCUCCGUCCAUUUGUUUUUAUACAUAAAGCGACAAUUAGUAACUUUUGUCGUUUGUGAUGGAGGAGAUCCUCAAUUUCCUUUUUUAUAUAAUUUAAAAAUAAAACAAAUCAUGACAAAAUAGGAAAAAAAAAAGUGAAAUGAAAGAAAAAAAAAAGACAAAUGAUGAAAUGAGAAGAGACAGAGAGAGGAUCAGAUGUGAAGUCAACUUCUUCUUCUUCUCUCCUCUCACUCACAAUCUUCACUAACACAGAGUCUUCUUACAUUCUUGAUUCUCUUUCUCUACUCUGAAAAAUGGACCCGGAUGUUUCUAACAGGGUCGACUGUUCUGAAUCUAGACGCGAUUCAUCCGGUGGUGGAGCCAGGUAUAAGCUCAUGUCUCCGGCGAAACUCCCGAUCUCGAGGUCCACUUGCAUCACUACCAUUCCUCCUGGUUUGAGUCCGACUUCGUUUCUUGAGUCUCCUGUUCUUCUCUCCAACAUCAAGGCAGAACCUUCUCCUACUACUGGUUCACUGUUCAAACCUCAUGCAGUUCACGCUAACUCCAGCUCCUAUACAGCAAGAACAAUCCGUCAUAAUAUCUUAGACGAGAAAAACUCCAACGAAUCUUUUGAGUUUAGACCUCCUCCUGCAUCCACUAUGUUCUAUGCAGAGCUAGUAGACAAGCAGAGAAGUGAAGCGCACAGUUUCAAACACUCACCAUCUUCAGCCACUGAAGCUGCAUCUUCAAGUGAGAUUAGCCCACAAAAUGCUCUUCCUCAUCAGACAACACCACCAGGCUCCGAGAGAUCUGAUCAAGAUGAAUCCAGAGGAAGUGCACCGUCUACAUUGGCUGAUGAUGGAUACAAUUGGAGAAAAUACGGUCAAAAGCACGUCAAGGGAAGUGAGUUUCCAAGGAGUUAUUAUAAAUGCACGCAUCCUAACUGUGAGGUUAAAAAGGUUUUCGAAAGGUCACACGAAGGGCAGAUCACUGAGAUUGUAUACAAGGGGACUCAUGACCAUCCUAAACCUCAGCCUAGUCGCCGGAACUCAGGUGGUCUUGUUAUGCCGGCACAAGAAGAAAGACUGGACAAGUGUUCUUCUCUCAAUGGCCGAGAUGGUAACUAUACAUACAACCUGUCUCCUCCUGUUGAACCAAACGGAAAUGAUGAUGGUGGAGAUCUUGCAAAUAGGAAUAACGAUGACGUUGAGGACAAUGAUCCAUUCUCAAAACGAAGGAAGGUGGAUGGGGCGAUGGAAGUAACUGCACUAGUGAAACCGAUAAGAGAGCCACGAGUUGUUGUUCAAACUCUGAGUGAAGUUGACAUAUUGGAUGAUGGGUAUAAGUGGCGUAAAUACGGUCAGAAAGUUGUUCGAGGCAACCCUAAUCCCAGGAGCUAUUACAAAUGCACGGCUACUGGAUGCCCAGUGAGAAAACAUGUGGAGAGAGCGUCACACGAUCCAAAAGCUGUUAUAACCACGUACGAAGGCAAACACAAUCAUGAUGUACCGAUGGUAAGGUCUAACAACAGCCACCAUGAGUUGUUAGCGCCUAGAUUCAGACCAGAAGAGACCACCAGCACAGUCAGCCUCCACUUGGGUGUUGGAAUAGCAUCUGGCUGUCCUGACCAUACAUCAAAUGAGCAUCCACAUCAACAAAAGCCUGCUGGAUUCAUGUUUGUUCAUGGACCUUCCAUGGGAUCAUACUAUGCUAAUAGCUUGAACGUGAGAUUGAAUAAUCAAAUAUAACAACGGCACGAGAGUAACCCGCAAACGAGGCUCAAACAGGUGACAUCUCUGUCCUCUCACUCGUAACAUAGGGACUUAGGGAUAAUACAAUCUGGUCCCUAGAAGAGGAUGGUCUCAACAAGCCAACUAAAGUAACACAACCAAAAGAAAAAGAAAAGCAAAGGCUCUUUGCUUCCACUCUUUAUCUUGAUUCUUCUUAGGUUAGGAAUGAAACAAAACUUUGUUCUAUGUAAUCUGUGAUCUAUCUUUACAUGUAAAUCAUGACACACUAAGAUAGAGAAAGAGAGAGAUGCUAUUUUGAACUGUCUCCCAAUAUAUUUCUUUGUUUGUUUGUUUGUUUUUUUAA